Vitis vinifera (wine grape) is the source of this 3371-nucleotide messenger RNA. RefSeq names its product G-type lectin S-receptor-like serine/threonine-protein kinase SD2-5. The coding region runs from base 858 to 3230 and encodes 790 amino acids. The transcript is spliced from 2 exons. The record is from RefSeq and is a predicted model, not a curated record. Gene Ontology annotation, molecular function: ATP binding; protein serine/threonine kinase activity. Lineage: Eukaryota; Viridiplantae; Streptophyta; Magnoliopsida; Vitales; Vitaceae. Gene Ontology annotation, biological process: protein phosphorylation.
AAUAUUUCACUAGGACAUCAAACCUCAAAACAACCUUUGGAUGACUAUUUCAAUGCCAAAGUUCAGAGAAAAUAUUUAGACGGCAAUGCACAAAAGUAGAAGUUGCUUAACCCUGCUUUCUUAGCUCGACUUGGUCAGUUGGUAAGUCAACUCCCACUUUCCCAAUCUUUGAGGCUUUGUGCUCCCACCCUACCUCUGAAAGAGUCAAGACCGACAAUGGGAGAGGAGAGCAAGCAGCCACCCACGCUACCACUGCAAGAGUCAAGACCCGCAAUGGGAGGGGGGAGCAAGCAGUGACUGUAAGACCCACCUUAUUCACUUUCACCACCACCGCGAGACCCACUACUUUGAACCAUGGUCGCCGACCUCACCGGUGAAAGUAUCAGUCCUGCAGUCCACCGUACGCGAUUGUUGGUAAGUUAAUGCCCUCACUCCUUUGGUGGUUUCUCCUCUCAUAGACUUCCAAAAAAGAGUCACAGGUGGGGUUUAAUUUGAUUUCUUCUUCUUCUUUGAUCUUCAUCAUGGUGGACGGGAUUGAUGGGCUGAAAGUUUGAAGGGGAAUCUUUGAUUUUUAUGAAAAAAUUCUGAUACUCUGUUGUGAUUUAAAGAAUAAAAACUCUCCUUUUUGACUGGAAAUCUCAGCCGAUUCAACCGACUCUCGCCGAUUUAGUGCCGAGUUUGUGCAUAGGAUCGUAUCUGGUAUCCGACUCGUCACGGCAAGUGUCAAUAUUUCGAAGCCUGCUUGGCCUUGGUUCCCAAUUCUAUUAUGUCCUUCCAUACUAGAUCAUCUCUUGAUCCUCUUCCUUCUCUUUCACUUGUCUUAAGGGGAAUCUAAAACUUCCUAAUCUGAGGAGGCCAUGGGCCUGUAUCGGAUGGAGUCUUCUUCUGUUUCUGCUCUUCUUUUUUCUCUUCUACUGAUCUCUUGUUUCCCCCUAACCGAUGCUCAAUAUAUCCAAUAUCCAAGUAAUGCAAACCUCUCUAGUUCAUGGACCAACAAAAUUGGGGAGGUGAUAUCAACAAAUUCCUCAGAGUAUGCUGUUCCACAGCCCAUCCUUCUUAGAGAAACCACUGGCUCAGGUUUCAUCUGUGGCUUCUACUGCUACAUUGGGAGCGACGCUUGCUUCUUUGGUGUCCUUAUCUUCCAAAACAUGGAUUUACCAGAACUUGUGUGGUCUGCUAAUCGAAACAAUCCGUUCAGAAUUAAUGCUACUUCUACCCUGGAACUUACUGAAGGAGGAGAUUUGACCUUAGAAGAUGCUGAUGGCACCCUGAUUUGGUCUACAAACACAAGUGGCAAAUCUAUUGCAGGAUUAAACUUAACUGAAGCAGGCAACCUUGUGCUCUUUGACCAAAAUAACAAUACCGUUUGGCAGUCUUUUGAUUACCCGACAGACUGUUUAGUUCCCAGCCAAAAGUUGGUUUCAGGGAAGGAGCUGACAGCAAGUGUAUCUUCAUCAAAUUGGAGUGAAGGUUUGCCUUCACUUUUGGUUACUAAUGAAGCAUUGUCUUCUCAGUUCAUGAAGUUGGACCCCGAUGGUCAUUUGAGAGUUUAUGAGUGGAGAGAAUCUGAAUGGAAGGAAGUAGCUGAUCUCCUGCAAACCAAUGAAGGCAAUUGUGAAUAUCCAUUGUCCUGUGGAAAAUAUGGAAUUUGUUCAGACGAGCAGUGCAGCUGUCCUGGAGAUUCAAGUAAUGCGGCAAAGUACUUCAGGCCAGUAGAUGAUCGGCUACCCAAUCUUGGAUGUUCUGAAAUCACUUCCAUUUCUUGCUUAUCUUCCCAAUAUUACAGUCUUAUGGAGCUUGACAACUACAGAUACUCUACUUUCAGAGAGGACACUGUAUACACAGAUAUGGAGAAUUGCAAACAGGCUUGCUUGAAGAACUGUUCAUGCAAAGGCGCUAGAUUUCUAUAUGAUUGGAAUUCUUCCAAUGGGAAUUGCUACUUAUUGUCUGAAGUUUUUUCACUCAUAAGAAAUUAUGGGAAACAUGAAGAAACAUAUGUGAACUCCACCGUACUUCUUAAAGUGGUGGACUCUCCAAUUGAAAAUAAUACAGAACAAGUUGGAAGCAAAGCUGGGAAGAAAACAGGGCAUGUUCCAAUCAUAAUUGGGUCGAGUCUUGGAGCUUUCUUUGGUGUGCUUAUCUUAAUUGUCACUUGCCUGUUUCUUUUCAGGAAGAAAAAUAAUACCAUGGAAGUUGAGGAGGAUUAUCUAGAUCAGGUAUCAGGAAUGCCCACUAGAUUCUCUUAUGGAGGCUUGAAAGCUGCAACUGAAAAUUUUAGUCGGAAGCUUGGGGAAGGAGGAUUUGGGUCAGUCUAUGAAGGCACAUUGGGCAAUGGUGUCAAGGUUGCAGUGAAGCUACUUGAAGGUUUAGCCCAAGUAAAGAAAUCAUUUUUAGCAGAAGUUGAGACAAUAGGCAGCAUUCACCAUGUCAAUUUGGUAAUACUAAUUGGAUUUUGUGCUGAAAAAUCACAUAGGCUCUUAGUCUAUGAGUACAUGUGCAAUGGAUCCUUGGAUAGAUGGAUCUUCCACAAAAACCAAGACCUUGCUCUUGGUUGGCAAUCCAGAAGAAAGAUCAUCCUUGACAUAGCCAAGGGACUCUCCUACCUCCAUGAAGAAUGCACAAAGAAAAUAUUUCACUUGGAUAUUAAGCCCCAAAACAUCCUUUUGGAUGAACACUUCAAUGCAAAAGUUUCUGAUUUUGGCUUAUCCAAGCUUAUAGACAGGGACCAAAGUCAAGUUGUAACAACAAUGAGGGGAACACCUGGUUAUUUAGCUCCUGAGUGGUUGAGUGCAGUAAUCACAGAAAAAGUGGAUGUUUAUAGCUUUGGUGUUGUGGUAUUGGAAAUCUUGUGCGGGCGGAAAAACAUAGACCGGUCUCGGCCUGAGGAAGAUAUGCAUUUACUGAGUAUUUUCAAGAGGAAGGCACAAGAGGAGCAGCUUUUGGACAUGGUUGAUAAACACCGUACUGAGGAGAUGCAAUUACAUGGAACAGAAGUAGUGAAGAUGAUGAGAGUGGGAGCAUGGUGCCUACAAAGUGAUUUUGCUAAGAGACCUUACAUGUCCAUGGUAGUGAAAGCUCUGGAGGGUUUGGUCGAUGUUGAUGAGAACCUGGAUUAUAGCUUCUCACCUUUGCCACUGCCUGGAUCCUUAACAGUUGUUGGUCCCAAGGAAGGUGUUGCCAGUUCUAGUACUACUCCAUUACUGGCAUCUGUUUUAUCAGGGCCAAGGUAAAGAAGCUUUCACAAAUUCAUGAGACUUAAAAAUUUCUCUUGGGAGUACACCAUUGCGAUUCUGGAUGCAUAGUAGUCAUAUGUAUUCAAUAGAUGAUUUGAUUAAAUUUUAUUUGUAUUCAAUUUCCACAAAAGUUAUUUA